GUAAAGUAACUUUAACAGUAUAGCUACUGUGAUAGUAAAGUAACUUUAACAGUAUAGUAACUGAGGAGUAACUGUCCAGAAUGAAGAUUCUCCAUGUUGUCUCCUGCUGUCUCCUCUCAGCUCUGUGUGUUGUGGAGUCAGAUGUCAUGAAUGUGAAGGGGGUGGUAGGAGGACAUGUGAUGUUCGGCUGCUCGUUCACAUUGGCAGCGAACAACAACAAAUACUUCUGCAGGGGGACAUGUUCUGAUAGAGACAUUCUGGUUAAAACGAAGGGGAGCAAGAAUGUAUCUCAAGAUAGAUACAGUAUAGAAGACAAGGGAGAUGUAUUCUAUGUGACCAUCAAGAACCUGAUGAAGACAGACUCUGGGACCUACUGGUGUGGAGUGGACAGAUCUAUAAAAGAUUCAUACCAAGAGGUGCAUCUCACAGUUAUAUUUGGUCUGAGUCUCUCCUCCUGUCUGUGGUCAGGUAUGAUGGUGUGGACCAGUGUUGGUCUGGUAGUCAUGGUGACAGUGUUAGGACUGGUCCUGCUCCUGUUCUACAGACAGAGGAGAGGAACCAGGAGAACACCACCACCAGUCUCCUCCAACACACAACCUGACCCUACUGGAGAGGUUGACUGUGUGUAUGAGGAGAUCAGAGAGGCAGACAGACAGACAGACACACUCCCUGUGGUCAUCUCUUCAGUCAACUCCAAUAUCAACUCACCUACCAACUCUACAACCUACCCUGCUGGCCAAGCCUCAACAACCCACCCUGCUGGCCAACCCUCUACAACCUACCCUGCUGGUCAAGUCUCUACAACCUACCCUGCUGGCCAUGCUACCGGUGUCCCACACUGUGACAUCUAUGCUAACGCUAGCUGCCACAAAGAUGAUAUAAAUCCAAGCUAUUCUACUGCAGAUCAACCAGCUUCUCUCAUCUACUCCAGUGUGGAUCUACCCAAAGAUUCGAGAGUCUCUUCAAGACCUGCAACAGCCAGUGGUUCCCAGGAUGAUUCCAUCUAUUCUACAGCCCAGCUACCCAAAGAUACUGUAGAAUCUACAAGAUACCCUGAUGUAGACCUCUCUAAAGACACUCCAGAAGAUGCCAUCUGCUCUACAGCCCAGCUACCCAAAGAUACUGUAGAAUCUACAAGAUACCCUGAUGUAGACCUCUCUAAAGACACUCCAGAAGAUGCCAUCUGCUCUACAGCCCAGCUACCCAAAGAUACUGUAGAAUCUACAAGAUACCCUGAUGUAGACCUCUCUAAAGACACUCCAGAAGAUACCAUCUACUCUACAGCCCAGCCACCCAAAAUAAUGUAGUAGUAUAUAAUCUCUACAAGAGAUGCAUCUGAAAUGACAUCCUAUUAUCUUCCCCCAUUUGGACCCUGGUCAAAGGCAGUGUUCUAUAGAGAACAAGGUGACAUCUGGGAUGAAGAGAAGCUCCCUGUAGAGAGAUGAAGGGUUGUCACCACAGAGCCGCCAUCUUGGAAUGACAUGAAGAAAACAAUCCCUUUCCUGUUUCAUAUCCUCCUUGAUAUUUUGUAUUAAAACAGCUCAUGUGGUUUUACUGUAUAUAAUACAUGUAAAAUAUGUACAUCUGACUUCAAAAUCACUUUUAGUUCCAGAUUUUGUGAAAGUCAACCAACAUUAUUGUAAGUUUUUGUGUUUUGUCAUAUAAUUUUGCCUUCAUUUUGGCUGUUAUAAUAAUGAAGACAGUAAUACCAUAAUAGUCAGCUGUACCUUUGAGAUUUACUUAGCUAUUGUAUAUGUACAUAAACUGUGCCUUUUAAUGCAUUUCAUAAAAACUCAUCAAA
Messenger RNA from Salvelinus fontinalis (brook trout), 1801 nucleotides. RefSeq lists its product as uncharacterized. The transcript has 5 exons. The record is from RefSeq and is a predicted model, not a curated record. Bases 81 to 1307 code for a protein of 408 amino acids. Lineage: Eukaryota; Metazoa; Chordata; Actinopteri; Salmoniformes; Salmonidae.